Molecule: messenger RNA, 2305 nt
Organism: Plectropomus leopardus (leopard coralgrouper)
Lineage: Eukaryota; Metazoa; Chordata; Actinopteri; Perciformes; Serranidae
Gene: cfap91
Product: cilia and flagella associated protein 91
Source: RefSeq, a predicted model, not a curated record
CUGAUUAUUAAAAACAACAGACUUUAUUGAUGUCGCCGUCUGAAUAGCGUUUUCUUAUUUAACGGAGAUAAGAAAAUGAGCGUGUCUGUCACUCACACUAUUCUCAAGAAUAAUGAUGCUAGAAAAGCUGUUCUGCGGGAACGGCUUUAUGACCACUUAUACGAUCCAGUCUACACAGUGUCAUCGGAGGUAGACCAUGCCAGGUCCAACCUCAAGGCCUACGUCUCUCAGGACAGACUUAGGAGAAUGCCUGAGUUUGGGUCUAUGUUCAGUAACCUGUCCCACCACCCACGGUAUACUGUUCAACUGGACCCUCCAGACCCAGUACCAGCCUUUAUUGAUCGUCGUUGGCGAGGCCACACAGAGCAGCGCAGAGAGGCUCUGCAGCAGAUGGCUGGGAUUAUUCCAAAUGCUAAGUCAUGGCUAAAAAAGGAAGAGAACCAUGUGACCGGAGCUGAUCGCUGGAAAUACUUUAAAUGCCCUCUGAUUCCCUCUGGACAGCACGCUCCCCCAGAUGUGAUUUUUGCAUUGCCGAAAGGAGACUUUGUAGCCACUGGAGGAAAGAAUGCUGAGCAACAGCCGACCCACUUCACCGUGGGGGUCCAGACCGACUACAGGGAAAGUGAAACACAGACAGACCCGUACAGCCCUGAGUAUGUGGUGCAACCUGGGACGACUCCCUCAGAGCUCCUGCAGCUGGCAGCUUUGACUUGGGGUCGUGGUCUGCCUGCAGGCCUGGCAGAGGUGGAAAUGAUUGAGCGGGCACGUGUCAAACGAGCUUGGGAGGCCUCCCUUCCUCCGUUGAAUGACCUUAGUCAGCUGGACAAAAGGAGACGUAUGAUGGAGGAGAUGGAGGCCCAAGAGUGGGCUUUCAGAGAAGCAGAAAUACAGAAGUUACAAGACGCUCGCCUUGCUGUGCUGAAGGACCUCUUGAGGCAAAGAGACGAAGCCCAGAAAGAAGUCACAAACGAGAGACUGAACCAGAUAUAUUCUAAGCUCUUAAAAGAGAAAGAGACCAAGCAGCAGAAGAUUCACAGUGACUACAUCAGGUCACUGAGAAAACUGGAAGUUAAGCACAGAAAUGUGGAGGGAAAACGAGAGAAACUCGUCAAAAACUUUGCAGAUUCUCGGAGCCACAGGGAAACCCUCACCUCCAACAAUAAGUUAAAAAACCACUACCUAGACACAAGUGAAGGCUUACGGAAACUAGAGGCAGUCUUCAGGCCAUGGGACAAAAAACCCAAAGUCAGCAUCAUCAAGACAGUGAUCAAGCCUCCUGAGAGCAGAGAGGUAGAACUGAUGAAGAAAUACAAGGCUUUGAAGGAGGCGGAGAAAGAGAAAGUGAGCAAGAAGUCUUUGCGUUUUCUUGUCAAGAGGGAGAAGCCUCUUCCUCGACCUGUCACUCCCAGAGUGGAGGAGCCACCAGAGGGGGAUGAGGAGAAGGAGCUCGCAGUCAUCCACUUGCAGAAACUACUGAGAGGAAGAAGUAUCCAACAUGAGAUGUUUAAAGGAAAAGAGAACAACCUGGAGCUCAUUCAGGAACUGAGGACAGUCCACGCACUGCAGAGUGAGGAGCAAGAGCUGCAGAAAUCUGACAAAGAGCUCGUAAUGAGCCUUAAAAAACAGAGAGACAAAUGUAGACACAAGACAAUUCAAGAUGAGGCGUCUCAGGCCGCAGUGGUCGGUGCAGAGCUUGAACACCUGUACGACACAUUGUCCAAGGAGCUUAUUCAUCUCCAGGAAGAGCGCAGGAUCCACGCCUUUACACUACUGGCUGAGAGAGACCGCCGCCUGCGAGAGGCUGAGGAGAGCGGGAGGAGACAGGUGGAGGAGCGCAGGCGCAGAGAAGAAGAUGAGAUCUUCAGACAGGUAGUGCAGGUUCACCAGGAAACUGUGGAUUUAUAUUUGGAGGACAUCAUACUCGGGACCUUGGAGCAGACAUCUGACCAGCAGGCCAGAGAAGAGAUUCACAGGAAAGCAAAGGAGGUCAGCGACAUUGCUUAUGCCAUGGAGGAAAGCAGGAACAAUCUUCAGUCGGAGGAGAUAGUGUCAGAGUUGGUGUACAGUUUUCUCAUCCCAGAGGUCGAGAAGAUCACGGUCAGACAAAGAGUGCACCAGAGGCAGCAUAGACACUUGCAGGCAGCUCGGAGCAUCAUUCAGGGGACUGCGGAGCAUUCUGAGAUCCUUCCUAGUCCUCUGGGGGCCGCACAGUUGACCUGUCCCACCGAGAGAGCCUCCAACCGAGUCCUCAAGGACACGAUCAGCCAAGGACAGCAGGAGGCAGCAACACAUUCAAAAUAAGUAA